AUACUUCGGUUCGGAUCAGAUUCGGUUCUCUAAAUAACAAAAUUUUGAAUAAUUAGAAUAUUUAAUCAAUUUAUGUUUGGGUUUGGUACUAUAUCUUUGGAUCGGUAUCGGUUAUGUUCCUCGGAUUCAUUUUUCCAAAUCCUAAUAAUUACAUGAAAAACAAAUAUCAACAUAUUUUUCAAAAUAUACACCCGCGCGCCUGCGCGGGUCAAAAUCUAGUUACUCUUUAUAUAGUAAGAAGGUUAUUUGCGACUCAACAAAUAUGACAACAUCAUUAUAUAGUUUAUCAUUCGUUGAAUCCAGAGAUUCCCAAACAUUCGAAACCUUUUUUUGUUGUUUCAGUUGCUUCAUGCAUAGGUGGCAUUUGUUAACACUAUUAGCAAAUAGUGCAAAUUUUCAAAGCACAUAAAAAAACAAAUACUUGUUUAAUUAUUUAUUUUCACUAUUAUAACUUUUUGAUAAAUCACUGUUUCCUUUUUAAUAUGUAAUUUUAAAAAUAAAGAAAUUUAUUUUGAAAUUUUUUAAUCAAUAAUUUUAAAUUUCUUUAAUUAAAAUUUCUUCUCAAGCUAAUAUAGUAGAUGAUUUCCAUUCAACUCGACAUUAGUUUUAAAACUUGUUUAUUUACUAAGAAUAUUGUCUUUUUAGAUGUUUAUCUUUUUAUUUAAUCAAAAUUUCUUCUCAAAAUAAUAUAAUAGAUGAUUAUCUUUUUUAUUUUUAUCGUUAUAGAUGAAAGAUAAUCCCAAUGAAAUUGUGAACAUUUAUAUUAGAUUUUUAAAAUAUUUUAUUUUGAUAUAUAUAUAUAUAUAUAUUUGUAUAUAUAUUUAUAUAUGUAUAUACUUUAAACCAAAAUCUAUAGUCUCAGGUCAUGCAAACUGUUGUUGACUCUUGAGGUCAAAGAUAUGCUUCUGUAUUCAAAAUAUACCACUUAUUGAAAUUUUGUUCUGGAGACACCUCUUAGAUCAUGACUAGAUCCAAAGAACUCUAUCAUGCAAACUAUCAAGAGUAUAUAUAUAUAAGCACUCUAUGUAGCAUAUCAGAUACAAAUCCACAAACACCUCUUUUCUUUCAAAAUUUCCCACUUUCUCUUGAUUGAAACAAUGGAUUCGUGUGAUCAACCAGACAUAAUAUCUAAUCUACCAGAUGUUCUUUUGGUCCUCAUAAUUUCAUGCUUAUCUUUCAAGGAAUGUGUUCAAACCUGUGCCCUCUCCAAGCGGUGGAGAUCUGUCUACCUUGAGACGAGGAAUGUUUCUUUCAAGGAAACCGACUUCUUGAGCCCUUCUGUCGACGCAAAUCCCAUAAGAAAUGCUUUGGGUAGGAUUGUAUUCGUUGAUUACGUGCGUCGUUGGGUCAUUAGAAUCCAUGACCAACCCAUCGAUACGUUCGGGAUCUCUAUCUCGUAUCCGGAGACUUACAUUGAUCUGAUCGAGUCCCUGAUAGCGUUCGCGGUCGGAAAAAAGGUCAAGAACUUGGUUCUUGAUUUCUCAAACCCGGCGUGGAGAACCUUUCAUGAUGUAACCCUUGAUGAGUUGGUUGUUGAAAUCCCACAAAGCGUCUAUGAACUAGCGACUCUCGAGUCAUUGAAAGUUGGCGCGUGCAAGAAGUUUGACCCCUCAAAACUAUCAAACCUAGGGAAGCUCAAUACCAUAUCUUUUGGCUGGAUGGAACUGACGGAUCCUAAACCUUUGCUAAAGACUUCAAGGGUUAAGAGUUUAACUAUCAAUGACUGCGGGGAACUUUAUUUUGAUACGAUAAAAGGGAAUAUGAGAGAAGUUGCAGUCAAAAAUUGUGACUUUUUCCCUAACUGCACCUUUAACCUCCCUAGUGUUGACAUACUCAAGUACUCAGGAGAUCUUCUCCCCUUCGAAUUCGAUAACAUGAAUACCAUCAUAAGCGAAGUUGAAUUUGAUUUUCGGGUGUUGGACAAUAACAAUGAUGAAUCAAACGAUUCGAACACCGCAGAAGGAGGAAUGCUUUGUCAUCUCCUUAAUAAUCUCCUUGAUUAUGGUGGUCGAUCUGCUACGACCUUAACGGUCUGUCCGUUUCUACUCAAGGUAUGUCUUUAGAUUUACAUUACAUUUUCACACAUUAGGUCAUUCAGUGUAGGUUCAUUUUAAUUCAUGGUUCUUUGAAAUUUUUGAAUACUUUGCCAUGUGGUAGUAAUUUUAGCUAUUGAAAAGAAAUUAUGUUGAAUAUUAAGAUGUUGUAUAAACAGAUUAGAUAUUAGUAGUUUUUGAAAUUUAUUAGGUUAAGUGUGUAUGUGUGUGUGUUGGUGUCACAGUGUUUGCGAAAUAUAGUAUUGAGAAUUUUUGUAGAAAUGAUAUUUUGUGCAAAACAAUCAAUGAGUUUUUUCUGUUAAUAGAAAAUAGUUUUUAUUAAAAUAUAUUUUUUGAUUUUUUCUGUACUUUUGUAUAUAUUUUAUAUAUUAUAUUUUUUAAAAUUAACAAUUCCUACAAAACAAACAAAAUUCAUUUUUAAUUAAAAUCUCAGAUACGUUGAUUUUUGGUUUUUGUUCAUAAAUGAUCAAACAAAAUUGAAACUACUUUUCCUAAAUAUUAGGAAAUCUAUUUAUUAAAAAUUUGAUUGGCUAAUAAAGUGUUUUAGAAAAAAUUAAAACAAAAUCUGAAUCUUGAAUAGUUUAAAAAGUGUUUUUGAAAACCUAAAACCCAAAUAUGUUUUAGAAUCUAUAAAACAAGCAAUGCCUAUAUUUUGCAUUACAUAGGAGACAAUAUUUCUUUCCAUAGUGUGAAUUAAAGUAAUUUCUUAGUGAACAAAGAGCUAUACCCUAAAAUUUUAGCGUUAAAUUAUUGUAUAUAUUGACUGUUUAGAAUAAAUAGUUACAUUGUGAAAUUUAUUUUCUUAUGUAAGAUGAUUCCAAGAUCUGAGCAUCCACAUGUUCUUCACCCGAUGGAAACAAAACAUUUAGUGCUGAAGACAGAAUUGCAUCCGAGAGAGUUCAAUGGAAUUAGGCUUCUUCUCAUGAAUUGCCCAAACUUGGAAACACUCACUAUAGAUUUGCUUCCUCCAAGCCCCAUUGCGACGGCUUCAUCAUAUGCUGACAUCGAUCCAGAGACAUACUGGAUGCAAAACAUAUCAUAUGAGUGUCAGAGGGAGACUCUAAAAGCCGUUGCAGUGAAGAACUUCUUUGGUGGUUCAAAGGAGCUGCACAUAGUGAAGUUUUUUAUUCGAGGAUGUGAGCGUCUGGAAAGAGUUGAGCUAUACAUGCCGUUUGAUUUGGACAAGGGUCGAAAGAGGCUUGCAUAUGCAAAGUCUGAAAUGUUGCAACGCAGUUCGAACCGUGUCCAAGUUGUUGUGCACAAUUCUUGAAGAGGCGAUCUAUUCAAGACUUCACUACUGUGUUUACUUUGCCAUUUAAUAAUGUUUUUGAGUCUGGUUUAAUAACUUCAAGAAUGGAUGUUCUUGUUUGAAUCCGUCAAGUUUGUUUCAGUUUAUUUGUUUUAUGAAUAAGAGCCUCUGGAAAAACGAGGACUUGGUCAUCUCUAUGAACCAAAGAAAAACUUUGAUCUCUUUUAAAGAUUUGGUUAUUGUUUGCUUAAUUUCAUUUUAGUUCAUAUUCUGUUAUUGUUUUUCCUGCUUAAUUUCUUCUAUAGUUCUUAUUCGAUUUUGGUUUUGUUUAAUUCAAGGAACAUUCACUAUGAAGAUGUAUUUUCAAAAAUUCAUUUACAAUUUCUAGUUAAAACAUGUGGUUUUGCUUCUCUUAUUUUUUUUCCUUUUGGUGCAUCUUUGGCUUAGUUAAAUUGAUAAUGUACAGGUGCUCUUGUUAUGAAAAAUGUUUAUAGUAUAUAUGAUUAAUUGACAUCCUGUCCCGUACAUAUAACUUGAGCUUUCUCCAAAAAAAAAUUUAUGGCAUCAUUUAACUUGAAUCAGUUGCAAAUGAGAAUAUAUCUUGUGCUUUCAUAUGGCCAAAAGGCUCUUCACGUACAGAUGAUCCUAGAUGUUUAAUCAUUUGUCCUUCCCCCAUGAGAGUCAGCUUGUCUUCUUUCUAGCAUAAAUCAAUUACAGCCUCUCAUGUAAGAAAAAAAAAAACCUGAUUUUCCGUUGCUGUGAUCUCCUUCCUCCUUCUGCCUUAGCUUUCUUCUUUGUGUUUUCUUUCGAAAUUUAAAUCUGCAGAUAUUGUUAUGUAACAGCCAAUACAGCCAAGGAUCUUGUUGCAUUUGUAUGUAGUUUUCCAAGACAAACAUUACACGCACAUAUAUAUUGUCCACUUCCAUCUUUUUGUCAUGAAAAUGUGCGUUAAACUCUUUUCUAGAAAGAAAGCUUGAUACAUGCAGCUGAAAUCAUGGGGAUCUCGCUAGAAUG
Brassica rapa (field mustard) is the source of this 4317-nucleotide messenger RNA. Its product is annotated as putative F-box/LRR-repeat protein At1g56400. The record is from RefSeq and is a predicted model, not a curated record. Lineage: Eukaryota; Viridiplantae; Streptophyta; Magnoliopsida; Brassicales; Brassicaceae. Gene Ontology annotation, molecular function: protein binding.